AUGGGACAAGGCGACGAGAACGAUCGUAUUGUGAUUAACGUGGGAGGUAUCAGACACCAGACCUACCGUAGCACCCUUCGUACAUUACCGGGCACCCGGUUAGCUUGGCUCGCCGAGCCCGAUGCCCACAGUCACUUUGACUACGAUCCCAAGAUUGAGGAAUUUUUCUUUGACCGGCACCCGGGGGUGUUUGCCCAUAUCCUCAAUUACUAUAGGACCGGGAAGUUGCACUGUCCUGCAGAUGUUUGCGGCCCGUUGUACGAGGAGGAGUUGGCAUUUUGGGGUAUAGAUGAGACUGACGUGGAACCAUGUUGUUGGAUGACUUAUCGGCAACAUCGAGAGGCCGAGGAGGCAUUGGAUAGUUUUGGGGGUGGCCCCCCCGAGAAUUCAGAGGAGGAUGGGGAUGAGGAAACGCUGGGAAUGAUCAAUAGGUUGGCUCUUGAUGGACCAGAUGCCAAAUCCGGGGGGCAUUGGCGACGUUGGCAGCGGUUGCUUUGGGCACUCUUCGAGGAUCCCUAUUCAUCUAAAUAUGCAAGGUGGAUAGCCUUCGCCUCCCUGUUCUUCAUCCUGGUUUCCAUCACCACCUUCUGCCUGGAGACACACGAGGCCUUCAACCCCAUCAUCAACCGGACGGAAAUUGACCCGCUGGACAACAGCACGCGGGUCUACCAGGAGACUGAGACCGUAGUUUUCCUCACCUAUAUUGAGGGGGUCUGUGUGCUGUGGUUUACAUUUGAGUUCAUAAUGCGAGUGACGUUCUGUCCGAGCAAGCUGGAGUUUUUCCGUAACACCCUCAACAUCAUCGACUUUAUUGCCAUCAUGCCCUUCUACCUGGAGGUGGGGCUGAGUGGGCUCUCUUCCAAGGCGGCUAAGGAUGUACUGGGUUUCCUACGCGUGGUACGCUUUGUCCGGAUCCUCCGGAUCUUUAAGCUGACUAGGCACUUUGUGGGACUGCGUGUCCUGGGUCAUACACUCCGAGCCAGCACCAAUGAGUUCCUGCUCCUCAUCAUCUUCCUCGCCCUGGGUGUGCUCAUCUUCGCCACUAUGAUCUACUAUGCUGAAAGGAUUGGUGCCAAGCCCAAUGACCCCCGAGCCAGCGAACACACUCACUUCAAGAACAUUCCUAUUGGAUUCUGGUGGGCGGUGGUGACCAUGACAACCCUUGGCUAUGGAGACAUGUACCCUCAGACAUGGUCUGGCAUGCUGGUGGGAGCGCUGUGUGCUCUGGCUGGUGUGCUGACUAUCGCCAUGCCAGUGCCUGUUAUUGUCAAUAACUUUGGGAUGUAUUACUCCCUGGCGAUGGCCAAGCAGAAGUUACCAAAGAAAAAGAACAAACAUAUCCCCCGCGCCCCACUUCUGGGCUCCCCCAAUUACUGUAAGUCGGAGGUAACCUCACCUCACCACAGCACGCAGGACGACACAUGGCCCCUGGCCCCACAAGAACCACCAGAAGAGAUCUUAGAAAUAAACAGAGCAGCUCCACAAGCUGUUUUUCAAGAUCCCAAAGUGAAUGGGGAAACGUCCAAGGAGUCAGCCAAGAGAUCAGCCAAGGAGUCAGCCAAGGAGUCAGCCAAGGAGUCAGCCAAGGAGGCAGAAAAAGCAGCACUGGCCAAUGAAGACUGUCCCCACAUAGACCAGAUCAUGUCACCUGACGACGGCCAGAUCUUAAGCCCUAUUGACCGGUCCGAGCAGCAGCCCUGCUUCCUGCUGGCCAUGGGCGGGCGGCCAGGCCACACGGCGGCCAGAGUCAGGAAGGGUACGU
Oncorhynchus mykiss (rainbow trout) is the source of this 1762-nucleotide messenger RNA. Its product is annotated as Shaw-related potassium channel protein Raw1. Gene Ontology annotation, molecular function: protein binding; delayed rectifier potassium channel activity. Gene Ontology annotation, cellular component: axon terminus; neuronal cell body membrane; presynaptic membrane. Lineage: Eukaryota; Metazoa; Chordata; Actinopteri; Salmoniformes; Salmonidae. Gene Ontology annotation, biological process: potassium ion transmembrane transport; protein homooligomerization; action potential. The record is from RefSeq and is marked provisional.